CGUCACGCCCCGUUGCAUAUUUUCUAUUUCCUCCUCUCCAACUCAAUUCUAUCAAAGCAAAACUUCCCAGCGCCUAAUUUUCUCUCCGAUGGCUUCUCAGGAACCGAACCGGGCUCCAAUGUACCCGCAAGUGAUCGACCCGGAUUUUGAAAAUCCGUUCUAUUCUUCGUCAUCUUCCUCCGAUCGGCGCUCAAUGUAUCCCGUCGUGGACAUGAAAGACCUGGAGAACAUUUUCCCGGAGAAUAAUGACAUUGCCCAAGGAAAUCAUCCACAUACCCCUUCUGCCCCGCCGGAGGCCAUUGAAGAAACCCUCUUGGUUGUGCCCGGCGCGAUCCUUCACUUGAUCGAUAAGCAGUAUUCCGUCGAGCUUGCCACCGGCGACUUGUCCCUGCUCCGUCUUCGGCAGGGGGACAACACCGUUGCGGUCUUCGCCAGGGUCGCGGACGAGAUCCAAUGGCCGUUAACCGAGGACCUUGCGUCUGUUAAGCUGGACGAAUCGCAUUACUUCUUCUCGUUUCAAGCUCCUAAGGAAGAAGGUGACUCCGAUUCUAGUGACGAUGAGAAAGGAAACACGAAGAAGAAGAAGGAGAAACACAAGAAAAAAGAAGAAAAGGGCGUGGGAAAUGAGGCAUUGAACUAUGGACUUACAAUUGCUUCCAAAUGCCAGGAGAAUUUGAUCAAAGAUCUGGAUAUGAUUUUGGACAGUGUCAGCAGCUUUUCUGUUCAGAGGGUGGAGGAAAAGGCAUCGGUCGUUUUGGGAGGUAGGGUUGCCCGGGAGGUGUCCCCGGCGGACUUGAAGUUUGAGAAUAAGAAGGAGGUGUUGGAAGAGCGGUGUGCAGCCUAUUGGACCACAUUGGCACCCAAUGUUGAGGAUUACAGUAGCUCGGCUGCAAAAUUGCUGGCUUCCGGGUCAGGGAAGCUGAUAAAAGGGAUUCUGUGGUGCGGGGAUGUCACAGUCGAUCGAUUGAAAUGGGGCGAUGAGGUUCUGAGAAAUAGGGUGACUUGUGGUUCCAAUGCCGAGGUUAGUCCUCAGACCAUGAAAAGGAUCAAGAGGGUAAAAAGGGUGACAAGUAUGACAGAGAAAGUUGCUACUGGGGUCCUUUCAGGAGUUGUGAAGGUUUCAGGGUUUGUUACCGGUUCCGUUGCAAACUCCUCAGUAGGAAAGAAGUUCUUUAGCCUCUUGCCUGGGGAAAUGGUACUCGCCACACUGGAUGGAUUCAGUAGAAUUUGCGAUGCUGUUGAAGUAGCAGGAAAAAAUGUGAUGUCUACAUCAUCAACAGUGACCACUGGACUAGUCUCUCACAGGUACGGGGACGAGGCAGCAAAGGCAACAAGUGAAGGACUUGAAGCUGCAGGGCACGCGAUGGGCACCGCGUGGACUGUUUUCAAAAUCCGAAAAGCAUUAAACCCUAAAAGCUCUCUGAAACCCACUUCUCUAGCUAAGGCUGCUGCUGCUGAGUUUAAAGCCUAGAAGAGUUCCAAGUAACUAUGAACACCCUUACGGUCCAUUUGGUACACGAAAUUGACGGAAUUGGAAUUGAAUUGGGAUUUUGAAAUUCUAUGGAAUUGAAUUCUACAUUUCCAAUUCAUUUUUGGCACUACCAAUUCAAAAUCCACAUAUUUUGUGCUACCAAACAUCAGAUUUAGAAUUGUUGUCCCCAAUUUCAGUUCUAUAGUUUGAAUUCUGUGUACCAAACGGAGUCUUAGACUAUUCCUAUGACUUGCUGAAUCUAUAAUGGUUCCGAACUUGUUAGCUCUUUUUUCGGGGUUUUAAGCCCUGUAUAGAUUGAAAGUAGAACUAUUGUAAAGGCCUGUUCAUAACCUGUUUAGAACAAAUUAUGUCAUCGUCG
Molecule: messenger RNA, 1850 nt
Organism: Cuscuta campestris
Lineage: Eukaryota; Viridiplantae; Streptophyta; Magnoliopsida; Solanales; Convolvulaceae
Source: the annotation of a GenBank genome assembly